AGAAGCGUGGCGGGCCGCGGUCACAGAGGGUCCUGGGGAAGCGGUCCGACACCAAGGCAGCGGCCACCCGGACAGCUUCUGCGGAACGCUCAGCACCAUGGCCCAGACGCCCGCCUUCGACAAGCCCAAAGUGGAACUUCAUGUCCACCUAGAUGGAGCCAUCAAGCCAGAAACCAUCUUAUACUUUGCCAAGAAGCGAGGGAUUGCUCUCCCAGCCGACACAGUGGAGGGGUUGCUUGAUGUCAUUGGCAUGGACAAGCCAAUCUCCCUCCCAGCUUUCCUGGCCAAGUUUGAUUACUACAUGCCUGCUAUCGCGGGCUGCAGAGAGGCCAUCAAGAGGAUCGCUUAUGAGUUUGUGGAAAUGAAGGCCAAGGAAGGAGUGUUGUACGUGGAGGUGCGCUACAGCCCACACCUGCUGGCCAACUCCAAAGUGGACCCCAUCCCCUGGAACCAGACGGAAGGAGACCUCACCCCCGAUGAGGUUGUGGACCUCGUGAACCAGGGCCUGCAGGAGGGAGAGAAAGCAUUUGGGGUCAAGGCCCGGUCCAUCCUAUGCUGCAUGCGCCACCAACCUAAAUGGUCCCUUGAGGUGUUGGAGCUGUGUAAGAAGUACCAUAAGAAUACCGUGGUGGCUAUCGACCUGGCUGGUGAUGAGACCAUUGAAGGAAGCAGCCUCUUCCCAGGCCAUGUGGAGGCCUAUGAGGGAGCUGUGAAGAGUGGCAUUCACCGCACUGUCCAUGCUGGGGAGGUGGGCUCUGCUGAGGUCGUGCGAGAGGCUGUGGAUGUUCUCAAAACAGAGAGAGUGGGACAUGGCUACCACACCCUGGAGGAUGAGGUUCUCUACCACCGGCUACUGCAAGAGAACAUGCACUUCGAGGUCUGUCCCUGGUCCAGCUACCUCACAGGUGCCUGGGAUCCAAAAACGGAACAUGCAGUUGUUCGUUUCAAGAAUGACAAAGCCAACUACUCACUCAACACAGAUGACCCCCUCAUCUUCAAGUCCACCCUGAACACUGACUACCAGAUGACCAAAGAGAAGAUGGAAUUUACUGAGGAGGAGUUUAAGCGACUGAAUAUCAAUGCAGCAAAGUCAAGCUUCCUCCCAGAAGAAGAGAAGGAGCAGCUCCUGAACCAGCUUUACGCAGCAUACAAACUGCAGCCAUAGGCCACCACUGCAGGACAGGUCCCCUGAAGACAGCAUGACCACCUCUCUGAGCCUCACCAUGUGGAUGGAGUCUUCACAGCUUUGUGACAUUCUUACCUUCAUUCUUUCUAGACCUCAGCAUGGCCAGGUCUGUCCUCUGAUCAGGUGUCCUGGCUAUGGUCCAAAGGCCCUGCCAAUAAUGGGUAUGAAUCUGAAACCUUCC
Messenger RNA from Nannospalax galili (Upper Galilee mountains blind mole rat), 1367 nucleotides. It is a transcript of the gene Ada, whose product is annotated as adenosine deaminase. Gene Ontology annotation, molecular function: adenosine deaminase activity. NCBI's taxonomy places the organism in Eukaryota, Metazoa, Chordata, Mammalia, Rodentia, Spalacidae. The coding region runs from base 98 to 1165 and encodes 355 amino acids. The record is from RefSeq and is a predicted model, not a curated record. Gene Ontology annotation, biological process: inosine biosynthetic process; adenosine catabolic process; T cell activation. The transcript has 12 exons. Gene Ontology annotation, cellular component: cytosol; external side of plasma membrane.